Sorex fumeus (smoky shrew) is the source of this 2142-nucleotide messenger RNA. It is a transcript of the gene MANEAL, whose product is annotated as mannosidase endo-alpha like. The record is from RefSeq and is a predicted model, not a curated record. Gene Ontology annotation, molecular function: alpha-mannosidase activity. NCBI's taxonomy places the organism in Eukaryota, Metazoa, Chordata, Mammalia, Eulipotyphla, Soricidae. Bases 79 to 1452 code for a protein of 457 amino acids. The transcript has 4 exons. Gene Ontology annotation, cellular component: Golgi apparatus.
CGGCGACCCCCGGGCUCGGGCCAUGGCGCGGCGCGCGGGGCGCUAGGCGGGCCGGCCGCGGGGAGCGCAGGGGCCGCCAUGGCCCGGCGGCGCCGCCGCGCCUGCAUCGCGCUCUUCCUGGUGCUGCUCUUCGCCUUCGGCACGCUCAUGGGCCUGCGCACGCUCAAGGCGCCCGACGGGCUCCCGGCGCUGGGCCCCGGCCUGGAGCUGGCGCCCUUCGAGCGGCGCCCCGAGGCGGCCCCCGCGCCCGCCGCCCGCGCCCCCGCCGCGCCCGCCGCGCCGCCGCCGCCGCCGCCGCCGCCGCGCACCGCGGGCCCCGGGAGCCCCCCGGCGCGGGCCCCCGCCGAGCCCGAGCCCGCCGCGGCGCGCAGCCUGCGCGUCUACUCCGACCUGCACGCCUUCUACUACUCCUGGUACGGGAGCCCGCGGCGCGAGGGCCACUACGUGCACUGGGACCACGUCAUGGUGCCGCACUGGGACCCCAAGAUCUCAGCCAGCUACCCGCGCGGCCGCCACAGCCCUCCCGACGACCUGGGCUCCAGCUUCUACCCCGAGCUGGGGCCCUACAGCUCCCGGGACCCCGACGUGCUGCGGGAGCAUAUGACCCAGCUCAAGGAAGCGGCCAUCGGUGUCCUGGUCUUGUCCUGGUACCCACCUGGCAUGGCUGAUGAUAACGGGGAGCCCUCAGACGAUCUGGUGCCUGCCAUUCUGGACACUGCCCAUCAGUACAAUAUCCAGGUGGCCUUCCACAUCCAACCCUACAAGGGCCGGGAUGACGUCACUCUGCACGAUAACAUCAAGUACAUCAUUGACACGUAUGGCUCCCAUGGUGCAUUUUACCGCUAUAAGAACAGCAUGGGCAAGAGCCUCCCUCUCUUUUAUAUCUAUGACUCGUAUCUGACGGCCCCCGAAGCCUGGGCCCACCUCUUGACACCAAAUGGGCCCCACUCCAUCCGAAACACCCCCUAUGAUGGGGUCUUCAUAGCGCUCCUGGUGGAGGAGGGCCACACGCAUGACAUCCUGGCCGCUGGAUUCGAUGGCAUGUACACCUACUUUGCCUCCAAUGGUUUCUCCUUUGGCUCCUCUCAUCAGAACUGGAAAGCAGUGAAGAAUUUCUGUGACGCCAACAACCUCAUGUUCAUCCCCAGCGUGGGGCCUGGCUACAUUGACACCAGCAUCCGGCCCUGGAACAACCACAAUACGCGGAACCGCGUCAACGGCAAGUACUAUGAGACGGCCCUGCAGGCGGCCCUGACGGUGAGGCCCGAGAUCGUCUCCAUCACCUCUUUCAACGAGUGGCACGAAGGCACCCAGAUCGAGAAGGCGGUUCCCAAGAAGACGCCAACACGUCUGUAUUUGGACUACUUGCCUCAUCAGCCCAGCCUGUACCUGGAGCUCACACGCCGCUGGGCGGAGCACUUCAUCAAAGAGAAGGAGCAGUGGCUGAUGUGAGGGACCUGCAGGUGGGCCUGAGGUGCUGUCUGGGCCUCAGCAUGCGCAGGUGCUCUUAUCCAAGUCAACAUCCGGAGUGGGUCCCCCAGGCCGAGCCCCUACAGAACAGAGCUCGUUCCUCAGGCAGUUGGUGCUGGUAUGCUGUGCAUUGACAGAAAAUCAGGUGGUGUUCCAGACGAAACUGUCGAGGCUGGCAGGUGACUUAGCCCAAAGGCAGCUCCACAUCACCCUUGAAAUCACUUCCGGCUUUGAACUUGGUUUUGUGUUGAGGAGUUACCUGAUCAUUAUUCUUGGAAGUUGCCUGGAUCUUUACUCUGGGCUAGCAUGCACCCUGCCCCUGCCUGCCAGCCUCCAUCCCCUCUUCAGACCUCCUUGCCACCUCAUCUGGCUUCUAAGUUCGGGAAUCCUAUUUGAGACUUUCUUAAAAGAAAAUCCAAGAUUUAAGUUCUUUCUAAGUAGAUUUCUGAACCUGUCAGGAAAUCAUCCUGAGUGUUCACUUAUACUAAUUAAGCACCUAUGUGAUAGGUGCUACGGGAAACCCCCCAAGGAGUUCUUGUUCUCCUCAGGCUUACAGGAUCCAGCAUUUCUGCUUGGUGUGGCCUUGUAGCUGGUGCCUGAGCACGGCUCUAAGUUUUACUUCUUGGUAAUCUAAUUCAUGCCAGGAGUUGAGUUCUUUUUCUCCUAAGAAAA